UACACAGAUUCCUUCAGAAGUAGGAAAGUCCUUGUUUAGUCAGUGAUUUGGAGAAAAGAACUACAAAAGUCCUUUUACUUUUAUUGUUUGCCAUGCAGUAAAUAAAGUAAAUCAUUCUAUCGCAAUCAAAUAAACGCAUGCUCCUGACUUGUUAAUAAGUAUAAGUAAUAAAGUUGCUUAUCAAACCAUGGUCACAGAACAGAAACAGAAAGGUCUUUGGAGUAACCUAAGUAACCUCUCUAAACUGAUCACUGUCGGUGCCUGUGACUCCGUGAGAAACCUGGUUCCUGCUCAGUUUAUCCAUAAAGGGAAGUGAAGAUUUGCUUGUGCAGCACUUUGUUUUUCUUUUCAUGCAGAAGCCGCUGUCAGCACAUACACUUUCACCAUGAACCACUCAGCUGAGCAGUCGCCUUCAGAGGAAAUGGCCCCUGAGAAGUUUGAUGGCGGGACAACGGCAGUGUGUGUGAUCCUCGGUCUGUCCUUCCUGGUAGGAGCUCCGGGGAACCUGCUGGUGAUCUGGACCAUCCUGAGACACGUCAAGCAGCGUUCCCACACUGUGGUGCUCAUCCUGCAUCUGGCUGCUGCAGACCUGCUGGUCCUCAUCACCCUGCCUCUGUGGAUCUACUCCCUGGUGCACACCUGGAUGUUUGGAGAGGCCUUCUGCAAGGCGUUGGUGUACAUCGUCAGUGUGUGCAUGUUCAGCAGCAUCUUCUUCAUCACCCUAAUGAGCAUGGAGCGCUAUUUAGCCAUCUGUCAUCCAUUUGUGAUGAUGCGCUGGAAGACCAAGAGCGUUAUGAACAGGUGUCUCAUAGUUUUGUGGCUGCUUGCUUUGCUUCUAGGAGUGCCUGCUGUGCUGACUCAGCCUUUGGAUGGAAGUGAUGGAGAAGAGCAGUGUUUUAUGAAGGAGUUCAGCUCUGUGACUCAAGCGGUCAUCUUGUUAUGUCUGGAGACCUUUGGGGGCUUUGUAGCUCCUUUCAUCAUUCUCAGUAUCUGUUACUGUCUAGUGGCUGCCCAGCUCAGGAAAAUGAGUUUCAACUCCAAACAGAAAUCCAUGUUCCUUGUACACGCCGUUGUGGUAGCCUUCACACUGUGCUGGUUGCCCUACCAUGUCAUCAACAUCAUUGAUCUGGUUUGCAUCCUAGGAUCAGGCACAGAACAUGAAUGUGUGCCGGAGAGCUUUGUCUUCAGCUCUGGUGCUCUUGUUUUCAUCAGCAGUUCAGUGAAUCCUGUGUUAUACACCCUCUUCGCGAGGAACUUUCGAGGGAGUCUGGAGAAGUCCCGGCUGGUCAGGCUGUUCCAGGAAAUGGCUACUCACACUAACAAGCUGAGGGAGCUGGUAGUACAACAGCCGACUAGCCAGGGGGCAGCAAAUACACAAGUAGAGCUGAUGCCGUCUGAUUGAGAAAAAACACUGAAUCCCUGAAAAUGUGAUGACGGGGAAAUGUGACAUCUGCAGUUUAUUAAGGGACUAUACUUUAUUAUGUAUACGAUCUAAGGCUUUAAAAGCCUAUAUGUCACAUGUAUAAUAGUGCUGACAAUGGUAACAGGUUAUGAUUCAUAUCAUUAACACAUACCUCCCAUCUUCCACAUUUACCCGCAGAUGAUGCAAGCAAACACAAUCUUUAUGUGUUCCUCAGUUAUGAUGAUAAUAUAUUGCUGUAUAGUUUUAAAAAUCCUGUAAUGUGAAAUGUAUUACAAUUAAUUUAUGACUUGAAAAAUUAAAUGACACCUCUAGAUUAAUCCAUCAAUACAUCCAUCCAUUUUCUUCCGCUUAUCCGGGGCUGGAUCGCGGGGGCAGCAGGCUUAGCGGGGUAUUCCAGACGUCCCUCUCCACAGCAACGUUUUCCAGCUCUUCCUGGGGGAUGCUGAGGCGUUCCCAGGCCAGACCAGAUAUAUAAUCUCUCCAGCAUGUUCUGGGUCUACGCCGGGGCCUCUUACCAGUUGGACGUGCCCAGAAAACCUCCAGAGGGAGCCUCGUCCAGGAGGCAUCCUGAUCAGAUGCCCAAUCCACCUCGUGAAGGAGCAGCGAUCCUACUCGGAGCUCCCUCCGGAUGUCUGAGCUCUACAACCUAUCUCUAAGGCUGAGCCAAGCCACCCUACGGAGGAAGCUCAUUUCGGCCGCUUGUAUCCGCGAUCUCAUUCUUUCGGUC
Messenger RNA from Sebastes umbrosus (honeycomb rockfish), 2150 nucleotides. RefSeq names its product delta-type opioid receptor-like. The transcript has a single exon. Gene Ontology annotation, molecular function: G protein-coupled receptor activity. NCBI's taxonomy places the organism in Eukaryota, Metazoa, Chordata, Actinopteri, Perciformes, Sebastidae. The record is from RefSeq and is a predicted model, not a curated record. Gene Ontology annotation, biological process: G protein-coupled receptor signaling pathway. The coding region runs from base 386 to 1402 and encodes 338 amino acids. Gene Ontology annotation, cellular component: membrane.